Messenger RNA from Fusarium proliferatum ET1, 1575 nucleotides. RefSeq lists its product as uncharacterized. Gene Ontology annotation, biological process: microtubule cytoskeleton organization; microtubule-based movement. The transcript is spliced from 6 exons. Gene Ontology annotation, cellular component: centrosome; cytoplasmic dynein complex. The record is from RefSeq and is a predicted model, not a curated record. Lineage: Eukaryota; Fungi; Ascomycota; Sordariomycetes; Hypocreales; Nectriaceae. Bases 1 to 1575 code for a protein of 524 amino acids. Gene Ontology annotation, molecular function: dynein heavy chain binding.
AUGGCGGCCAACACCAACAGAGUAUCGAUCUAUACAACGGGCUCAGGAGACUCCGAGGGCCGCGAUGGCGAACAAAAGAAGGAUCUUUGGACGUCUAUGCUAGAGUCUGUUGCCAGCGCCAAACGACUACCGGAAAAGAACCUCAUUGUGCUAGGUGGCACUCCCGAGAACCAAAGAGAGUUCCUCGAAUCGCUCUCCAGCUCCGAGCCAAAGCGUAAUGCGGACCGGCUUAAGAUACCGCCGAUUGCGAACAACUUUGCGCUGGGCUAUACAUACUACGACGUUCUCGACACCGACCAAGACGAUACUCUGGCACGAGUUUCGCUCUACUUCCUCUCCCAACCUUCAGCCGAAUUCGCAUCUCUCGUUGCGCCCCUCCUUACCCCUGAAACGAUCCCCAAUACCUCUCUUAUCAUUCUUCUCGACUGGUCACAGCCGCAUCUAUGGCUACGACAAAUAUGGACAUGGGUUCAGGUUAUACAAGAGGUCCUCAAAAAGGUCGACGCAGAACAACAUGCCAUUAUGGAGGAAGUCAUGUCAACUUGGAAAGAAAGAGGUCGAGGAGGCGCAACAACUAACCUAGAUGGAACACCAUCGGCUGCGGCUACCGGCGGUGAUGGAGAUAGUGCACUGCCUCUGGGACGAGGAGAAUGGGAGGAGCCUCUGGGUCUCCCACUUUGUGUGGUGUGCCAGAAUUCCCAAAAAAUGGAGUUUCUUGAAAAGAAUCAGGGUUGGAAAGAGCCGGAUUUUGAUACAGUAUUGCAAUAUCUGCGAACCAUUCUGCUGAGACAUGGCGCCUCUCUCAUUUACACUUCACAAAAUACGCCUUCGCAGCUACCCUCUCUCAUUCACUCAACCCUUGGAAUUACCUCUCUUCUCAAGCGGCACCCACUAAAGCACAACGUUAUCGACCGCGACAAGAUUGUCGUCCCAACCAACUGGGAUUCGUGGGGCAAGAUUCGAGUUCUUGGCGAGUCUUUUGAUCCGGAGCCUGUUUCGAAUACAUGGUCUCAAGAUCUCGGCAUUGAUCUUUACUCUAUGCCCUUUGAUGAUGCAGACAAGAUAAGCGAUAAAGAAGCAGAAAUCAGGAAACUAAACAGUGCGAUUGCGCGGUACGAGGGCUGGUGCCGUGAUCCCAAUAGUGGUGGUCUCGCAGUUGUUGAAAAUGCCAUGCACGGCGAGAGGUGGAUCACGGUGGAGAGUGACGACACCCAGGAGUUUCUUGAGAAGCAGCUCAAGAUUCUCGAGGUAUUCAAGGCCAAGUUGCCAGAGAAGGGCAGCGACAAUGCCAUCGUUCGCAGCACUCGUCACAUCGACUACACUGGCGAUGAGACGAGCAUCAGCGAGCACAUUGGCCCUGUACAGUUCAAUAUGGGUGGUAUCCAAGUCGAUGCUGAUGAUAUGUUGCAGCGUCUCAAGGAUCGUAAUGCAUUUAGCUCUUCCCCAAGUAACGAAGAGGAGGAGGCCGAAACACCUGCUGCGAACAUGGCCAAGGACUUUGACAACGAGCAACUGCAAAGCUUCUUUACUGGAUUGAUGAACCGCAAGGGCACUGGAGAUACAUCUAGAUCUUGA